Messenger RNA from Saccharomyces eubayanus, 1932 nucleotides. It is a transcript of the gene HEL2, whose product is annotated as E3 ubiquitin-protein ligase HEL2. Gene Ontology annotation, molecular function: ribosome binding; ubiquitin protein ligase activity. The record is from RefSeq and is a predicted model, not a curated record. The transcript has a single exon. Gene Ontology annotation, biological process: protein ubiquitination; rescue of stalled cytosolic ribosome. NCBI's taxonomy places the organism in Eukaryota, Fungi, Ascomycota, Saccharomycetes, Saccharomycetales, Saccharomycetaceae. The coding region runs from base 1 to 1932 and encodes 643 amino acids.
AUGAGUGAACCCACUAAGGAGAAUGUUGCUUCAAAACGUAACUUUCGCCGUACUCAAGGGCCCCAAAACAAUACCAAGCCUAGUAACGAUAAGAAGAACCCAAGAAGAAAGCAAAAGAGAAAUAACGUACCUGGUGCACCCAGUCUCGACACCUCCAAUACUGAGGACGAUUCUGAUGAAGAGAAUGAGUUAUGUGUAAUUUGUGCGCGUAAGUUAUUAUAUGUUUCUUUGACACCUUGUCAUCAUAAAACAUGUCAUAUCUGUGCUUUCAGACAACGAGCUUUGUAUGAAAAGAGGAGUUGUUUAAUUUGUAGAACAGAGAAUGAAGAAGUGACGUUCACUGACCAAAUAGAUGAAGAAAUCUCAGAUAUACAAAAUUUUUACGAAAAGAAUGAAAAAUAUGGAAUAAAGUUCGCUAGUGAAGAGGUCGCCACGGCAACAAUGAAUCUUCUAAAGUUUUUUUGUCCGUUGUCAAAGGACGAAGAAGCUGUAGAUUUUGGUAGUUUCAAGAAAUACAAUGAGCAUUUGAAAUCUGAACACAGUAGAAUGAUUUGUUUGAUAUGUGCGACCCACAAGCACGCCUUCCCUGCAGAGCUCGAAAUCUUUGCUCAAAACCAAUUACGUAACCAUCAGUCUAAAGGUAAUUCAGAAGGGUUCAAAGGACAUCCUAUGUGUGCCUUCUGUUCUGGUAAAAGAUUUUACUCAGAUGAUGAAUUAUACGUCCAUAUGAGAAAUCAACAUGAAAAGUGCCAUAUAUGUGAUAGAAUCAACCCCACUUCCCCCCAAUACUUCAAAGAUUAUGACCAGUUAUUCGACCAUUUCAGACAUUCGCAUUACGUCUGUACCGUUCAAUCCUGCCUAGAUAACAAAUUUGUUGUCUUCAAGGACGAGUUGGAAUUACAAGCGCAUAUUUUGCAAGAGCACGGUAAUAUCUUAAAGGGUAAACCAAAGUUUUUCCAGUCAGAGCUUUCCACUUUUAUUUCAGCACCAUCCAGGGUAGUUAGAGAAAGAGAUGAUUACGACCUUCCAUCUAUGUCUUCGCUACCGGGUUCUGCGUCCAGUUCAAGAACUAAUGUGAGAGCUGCAAGCUCUCCUGAAGAAAGUAGAUUAAGAUUGGCCGAGAGGGCCAAGUACUAUUUAGAAAACUCCAAAGAAGAUUUUGACAAGUUUACUUCAUAUAAUGAGAAUUAUGCUAAAGGUUACUUAAGUGCGGAAAAAUUGUUGGAAUCGUAUAAGCUGUUGUUCACGAAACCAAAUGCAGAUGUUUAUUUGUUGGCGCAUAACCUGGCUGAGACAUUCCCUAGAAAUUCCGCCAAAUACAACAAUUUGAAUGCUAUAUAUGAACAACGAGAGCAAGCUCUUGAGCGACAGACCUCCUUGCCAUCCUUAUCGAGUGACCCCUCACUUUCAAUGUCAAUGGCCAGGGGUCAUUGGGGUGGGACUAAUGAUGGUGGUAGCGGAGGGGCACCAUCAGGUGUUAGAAAUAUCAAAAAUCUACCAACUUUGAAAAGCCCUGCAGCAUCGUAUGAUCCAUUUGCAACGACUAUAAAAAAGCAGGCUUCAAAAGGCGUGAAAAGCUCCAAAAGAAGUACUUCUCAACCAAUUAGUUAUCGGGCUACUUCCAAUAACGCAGUUGCUUUUUCUCCAACGUAUUUGGAGAGCAAAAAAAACUCGUCAUCUGCUGCUUCGUUAAAUAAUAGCAAGGACAAGUUGAAGAGUUUAAACUUGCCUCAAUUACCUCCACCAAAGCCAAAAGUACAAAUUCCUGGUUUGAAUAGACCUCAGGCUGCAGAUCCAAAACAGUGGGGUAAAAAGUCGAGCAUAGAGAAUGCCAAUGUCCACGAUGAUUUGAAAGAACUGAAUAUAAGCAGUAACGGAGGAAAUAAGAAGAAAAGCAAGCAAAAACAACUAUUAUUCCACAUUGGUAUAUAA